UUGGCCUGGAUUAUGGUCAUUUUCGUUUGAUUUUAUUGGAAAUUAAAUUAUAAUUAAAGUUUUUAUUCAGAUAGAAUUAAAUCAUAUUUUAAAAUUAAAAUGGAUAAUUUAGGUUCAGAAGUUGGCCAGAAAAUGAGAUGUGCAGUAAAAGCUAAACUCAUUGAACUGGGUAGUGGAGGAGGAUAUAUUGAUGAUGAAUUGCCUGAUUAUGUUAUGAUUAUGGUAGCAAAUAAACGUUCUAAGCAACAAAUGAUAUCAGAUUUGAAUUUAUUUUUGGGUGAAAAUACCGAGCUCUUUGUCACUUGGUUAUACGAAGUACUACAGAAACUUCAGGAAGUAACAUUGCCACCUAAUCCGGUUGUACGUAAGGAAACAAAAAGAAAAGCCUCCGGAAGUGAGGAUAAAUCAAUUUCAAAACGCGAUAAAAAAGAGCAUAAGAAAGAGAAGAAAAAUAAAAAAUCUUCAGAAAAAGCAGAAGAAAGGACAACACCUCCUCCAGCAAUCACUGAUGUAUUCGCGGAUCAUUUAUUAGAGAAGGCUAAAAGUACUCUUCCAAUUGAUACAUCUAUUGUAAAAAAGAGAGAAAAACCUGUUUCGCACUCCAUGAAAUCACAUUCUUCCAAAUCUAAUUCAGAAAAUAAUACUCCUAACGAAUUUGAUAUUCCAACCAUAACAGAAAUUCAAGAAAAUAAUAACGCUAAUAAUGUGAGUAAAAAAAGAGAACAAGAUUUAGCGGAGUUGGCAGAAAUCCAAAAAAAAAUAUAUCAAGCAAAACGUCAAUUGAAAAAUUUUGAUGAAUUAGAUGAAAGCGAAGAUGAAGACUUUCUAAACUUGAAAGAAGAUGGCGAUGAGUUCGAUGAUUUUGAAAAUAAAGAAACUCAUCCAAACAUGAAUUUAAAUAAAAAUAAAAAAAGAAAAAGUCCUGUCGUUUUUGAACGAGAUACUGAAAAUGAAAGUGAUAUUAAAAAUAAGACUGCCAACAAUAAGGAUAAUAAGAAACGUGAACCUAUAAUUUAUUUGCCCCCUCAGCGAAGAAAUGAGCGGGAAAUUGAAAUAUCCUUGAAUCGGAAAAUUCAAGAUAAUAAAAUUAUUCAAAAGCCAGUCGAAAAAGACAAUAAUCGGGAAGAAAUUCUUAAAAGAAAAUCAGUACAUGAACGUUUAGGUUUAAGAAUUCAAAAAUCUUUUGAUAAUUCUAGCAAACUGUCUUCUUCGCAACCAGAUAUUGAAAAUCUACAAAAUAAAAUAAAAAUAAGCAAGGAAAGAGAAGUUGAAAAUCAUUCUCCAAAUAGAGCUUCAAGUUCAAUGGAAAGGGGUAGACUCGUAUCACGUGUAAUUGUAGCUGCAUCCAAACAUACUUCGAAUUCAGAAAAUGAGGAAGAAGAUGACAAGCCACUCAAUUCUAUUAUAAAAAUUAAACCAAGACCAAAUGUUUCUCCAAGAAGGCAAGCCUGUAAGAAUUUGUUAUUAAGAGCUGUAGCUGAAGCACAACGAUCAACAAUUUUGCGUUCAGAUGCAAAAAUACGGCGUAAAUCAUCUUCACCUGAUAAUAAAAGAAAUCAUAAACUUUACAGUAAAUCAUUUCGCGAUAGAAAUAGGAACGAUGUUAUAAAACGAAAUAAGAGUAAUAUAGUUAUUGAAGUAAAUUCUAAAUUUGUUUCGAAUGAUAAAAGAAGGCAUCAAAGUAGUGAGAGGGAUGGAGAAGAAUAUGUACCAGAACCUAUUUCAGAUCGCGGAGAUUCCGAUAAUAAUGAUUAUGUUUACGUGCCAAGAACUAUAAAUAAUGAAUUUGGCGAUGAAGAUGAUGACAUUUACUUUGAUAAAUACGAAAACGAUGUCGAAAUAGAUUCCAGCAACACUCAAUUUGUUGUUACUAUGAAUGAAAAAAAUGAUAAAUAUGGCAAAAAGUACUCGACUAAAAUAAAUGAACCAAGUUUAAAACUACCACAAAGUGCAAAAUUUAAAGACCCAAAAAAUAAACCAGUCUCAGAAAAAGGAACUAAUACUGAUAAACCUGAUAGAUUGCAACUUCUGGCUAAAAAAAUAAAAGAUAAAAAAUUGGCUGAAAGAAAUAAUGCUGAAAGACAUGGACUUGUAACAAAUAAAAAUAGCAAAGAAAUUAAAAGAAGGCAUGCUAAUACUAGGGAAGUUGGUGAAAAUGAUUUUGAUAAAUCACUCACUCCACCACUUGAAGAUUUUAUCGCAGGUGAAAAUACAGAAAAUAAAAGAAGUCCACCAAAGAGAAAAAGAAUUUCAAUAACACCGACAAAUAAGAUAGACGAUUUAGAUGAUAAUCAUGAAAAAUCAUUAAAGUCAAAUGAAGAAGGUAGAAAAGUUUCUACUAAAAAAAUGGAAAUUGUUAAGAAAUAUGAAAAAAUUCCGGAACUAUCAGCUGUUCCUAUUAAAAAUGCUUUAAAACCAAAACCAAAAGAAAGAUGUAAAUUUUUCCCACUAUGUAGUAAUGGAGAUUGUGAAUUUUUUCAUCCAUCAGCAUUAUGCAAAUCAUUUCCUAAUUGCAAAUAUUUUGCCGAUAAAUGCCUUUUUAUACAUCCAAAAUGUAAAUUUGAUUUAGCGUGUCAAAGAAAUGAUUGUAAUUUUACACAUAGCAUUGUGAUGUCAGCACCGCAAGUGGCACCACCAUUAUCAUCUCACGUUGUUCCGGUUCAAAAUUACAAAACAAUCACAACAACACCACUUCCAACAAUGUGUAAAUAUUAUCCAAAUUGUUCUAAUACAAAUUGCACAUUCUAUCAUCCAAAACUAUGUAGAUUUGGAAAAAAUUGUUUAAAUAAAAUUGAAUGUAAUUUUUAUCAUCAUGAGAUACCAAAUCUAAAAGACAAAUUCAAAUGGGUUGCAUCGAAUGCCUAAUUAAUUAAUAUUUUGUUUGUAGUAUCAAAUAUAAUAUGUAUAAAUUUAUCAAUAUAUUUAAAUAUAUGUACUGUAUUUGCAGACUUGUAUUUAUAUUAGAUAAAACAAAAAAAAAAAAAAAUAAAAAAGGAAAUUGCAAUUGGAAAAUUGAAAAUAAAUCUUUAGCUUUAGGUUAUUUUAAAUAAAAUAUUUAUUUAAAUAUUUCAAAGUUGUAGAAGAAACCAGUAAAUUAAAAAAAAAAAAAAAGGAAAAAAAAAAUAAAACUUAAAACAAAUAACAAUGUAUCCCCGUAAUGGAAGUUAGUUUUAACACACAAUGAAAUAAAAUUUUUAAAAAAUUUAGGUAAGAAUAUUAAAAAUUUAAAUUAUGAAAGUCAUAUGUAGAAAGAAAACAAAAAAAUUAUUAUGCAGAAUUAUUCAACACAAGA
Messenger RNA from Condylostylus longicornis, 3292 nucleotides. It is a transcript of the gene Nab2, whose product is annotated as zinc finger CCCH domain-containing protein 14. Gene Ontology annotation, molecular function: poly(A) binding. Gene Ontology annotation, cellular component: nucleus; cytoplasm. NCBI's taxonomy places the organism in Eukaryota, Metazoa, Arthropoda, Insecta, Diptera, Dolichopodidae. The transcript is spliced from 6 exons. Gene Ontology annotation, biological process: regulation of mRNA stability. The record is from RefSeq and is a predicted model, not a curated record. Bases 100 to 2865 code for a protein of 921 amino acids.